Molecule: messenger RNA, 1831 nt
Organism: Phragmites australis (common reed)
Lineage: Eukaryota; Viridiplantae; Streptophyta; Magnoliopsida; Poales; Poaceae
Product: obtusifoliol 14-alpha demethylase-like
Exons: 3
Coding region: 124-1596 (490 amino acids)
Molecular function (GO): heme binding; oxidoreductase activity, acting on paired donors, with incorporation or reduction of molecular oxygen; monooxygenase activity
Source: RefSeq, a predicted model, not a curated record
AAACACAUCUUUGCAUAUAUGCAUUCCCUCUUAGCUUCUUCCAUCAGCCGGAGAAAUCUGUGAACUAGUGAAGGCUGCAGCUGCUCUAACAAAACUGAAUCUCUAGCUGCUCACAGUUCCGGCAUGGAUUUACCAAGAAUCACAUGGCUGCUGUGUGCUCCCUUCUUUAUCGCUGUAAUAGCGACCAAGAUUGCAAGAAGGCAAUCUGCCGGUCCGACAACCAGACGGCCACCACCUCCACCCGUGGCUCCAGGAGUCCCUCUUCUCGGUGUCCUGCCAGCGCUGCUCGUCAAGGGCCCACUGGCGCUGAUCCACGACUACUACGCGAAGAUGGGUAGCGUCUUCACCGUGCGCUUGUUUCACAUGAAGGUUACCUUCCUGGUCGGACCAGACGUGUCGAGCCAUUUCUACCAAGGGUUGGACUCGGAGAUCAGCCAAGACGAGGUUUCUCAGUUCACCAUCCCGACCUUCGGCCCCGGCGUCGCCUUUGACGUGGACUAUGCCACUCGGCAUGAGCAGUUCCGGUUCUUCGGCGAUGCGAUGAAGCCGGUAAAACUAAGGACCUAUGUCGGCGUCAUGGUCCGUGAAGUUGAGAGUUACUUCGCGAGAUGGGGACAGUCCGGUAAGGUUGAUCUGAAGCACGAGCUAGAGCACCUUGUGACGCUCAUCGCCAGCCGGUGCCUUUUCGGGCCGGCGGUCCGGGAGAAGAUGUUCGGCGAGGUCGGGGCGCUACUCCGCGAGCUCAACGACGGCAUGCGCCUCAUCACCAUCCUGCUUCCUCACCUACCAAUCCCGGCGCACCGCCGGCGCGACGCGGCGCGCGCCAGACUGGGAGGGAUAUUCUUCGAGAUCGUGAGGUCCCGCAAGAGCGGCCGGGUCACCGAGAACGACAUGCUGCAGUGCCUGAUUGACUCGAGGUAUAAGGAUGGCCGCGGCACGACGGAGACGGAGGUCGCCGGAAUGCUCGUUUCGGCGCUCUUUGCAGGGCAGCACACGAGCUCCAGCACGGGCACCUGGACCGGCGCACGCCUUCUCACGCACACCAAGCACCUGCGGGCCGCCGUCGAUGAGCAGGAGCGUAUCAUUGCACGACACGGUUCCUGGAUCGACUACGACGUUCUCCAAGAGAUGGAUACCUUGCACCGCUGCAUCAAGGAGACCCUCCGGCUCCACCCGCCGGCGCUGAUGCUGCUCCGCCACGCGCGCCAGAGCUUCAACGUGCGCACGAGGGAUGGCCGCGAGUACGAGGUCCCGAGAGGCCAUGCGGUCGCGAGCCCGCUGGUGAUCCACAACAGGCUGGCGCACGUCUACGAGGAACCCGACAAGUACGACCCAGACCGGUUCGGCCGCCAGAGAGCCGAGGACAGGGCGGGGGGCGCGUUCGCGUACACGGCUUUCGGCGGCGGGAGGCACGCGUGCGUCGGUGAGGCGUUCGCGUACAUGCAGAUCAAGGUGAUAUGGAGCCAUUUGUUGAGGAACUUCGAGCUUGAGCUGGUGUCACCUUUCCCAGAGACGGACUGGAACGUGGUCAUGCCAGGGCCCAAGGGAAAGGUAGUGGUUAUCUACAAGAGGCGGCAGCUAUCGACGACCGCCUAAAAUUAUCUUACAUUGUCGUAACAGAUGCUAUAGUAUUAAUAAAUUGCGGUAGUGUGAUAAAGCGUGGUUUCGUGGGUGUGCUAGGGUGGUUGUGCGUCCAUAGCAGUGUGUGCAUGUGUCGCUAUUGUAAUAAAAAGGCUUUACUAACAGGACCCGACUAAUGCACAUGCUAUAGUGGGUCGGGAUGCACAUCCGAUUCAUAAAAAAGUAGCAUUAAUUUCUUUGGUGUUUACUA